Messenger RNA from Lactuca sativa (garden lettuce), 1874 nucleotides. Its product is annotated as light-inducible protein CPRF2. Gene Ontology annotation, biological process: regulation of DNA-templated transcription. Gene Ontology annotation, molecular function: DNA-binding transcription factor activity. Lineage: Eukaryota; Viridiplantae; Streptophyta; Magnoliopsida; Asterales; Asteraceae. The record is from RefSeq and is a predicted model, not a curated record.
CAGAUACGUAUGCUUAAAGUCGAAAUUGAGAGGAGAGAGAAAUGGAUAGGAUGUUUUCAGUGGACGAUAUUGCGGGCCACUUUUGGUCGCCAUCGCCGGCCGCCGGGGCCGCCGACGAGGAUGAAUCAUCAUCUUCCUCAUCCGCAUCUAAGAGCAAGUCAACGCCGGCGAUGAUGAAUCGGAGUAUGUCUGAGUGGCAAUUUCAACGUUUUCUCCAAGAGGCAUCGGCGCCACCGGAAUCUUCAUCUUCUAGACCAAACGAAGUUGUCGAGAUCAAGGAUCAAGACGAGGUUCGAGACAAAAAUCAGGCUGUUGCCACCACCACUGCUACUUUGAAGAACAACGAGAGCGGCAGAACAACUGGCAGUACCACUGGUGGUGGCGCAGCUGCGACGACUUCGUUUGGUGCUUCCUUAGCCGGCGGACCUCCUAAUGUUCCUAUUGAUUCGGAGGAGUACCAGGCUUACCUCAAAAGUCGUCUCAAUCUCGCUUGUGCAGCUGUUGCUUUGACUAGGGCAUCUUCUGCAAAAGCUCAAGAUUUUGCUGGUGUAACUGACAAUGGAUCACAAGCCUCCAACACCUCACAAUUGGGAUACCAAGUGCCUUCUAAAGUGUCAGGGUUUGAUCCCAAGGGACCAAGUAAGGAAAGUGGUGGGCCUAUCGGGAUCCCUUCUUUGCCCAUUAUACAAAAGAAGGCGGUUGCAAUUCCAGUGAAAUCAGCAACAAGUGGAUCAUCAAGAGAAUUAUCAGAUGAUGAUGAACUUGAUGGAGAUACAGAAACAACUCAAAAUAUGGACCCCACAGAUGCAAAACGUGUCAGAAGAAUGCUAUCAAACAGAGAAUCUGCUAGGCGAUCAAGGAGGAGAAAGCAGGCCCAUUUGACUGAGCUUGAGACACAGGUUUCUCAAUUAAGGGGAGAAAAUUCUUCAUUACUGAAGCGUCUCACAGACAUAAGCCAAAAAUACAAUGAAGCAGCUGUUGAUAAUAGAGUGCUGAAAGCUGAUGUUGAAACAAUGAGAGCAAAGGUGAAAAUGGCUGAAGAAAGUGUGAAAAGAAUUACGGGUUUUAACCCAAUGGUUCAAACCAUGUCGGAUAUAUCAACAAUGGGUCCCAUGCCAUCCUAUUCUUGUAGCCCAUCCGAUGCACCCUCGGAUACUUCCGUUCCUUUACAAGAUGACAUGAAACAACAACACUUUUACUCCGGCCAACCACCUCCCGCCACCAACCCCCACCAUCCUACUCCCGCCACCAACCACCACAUACCUGCUCAACGAAUGCCUGUAAACCUCCCACCCGUUGAAAACGUUCAACCGCACAACCCCAUGAUGCCGGAAGUCGGGCCACCGAAAAUAGGCCGAACCGCGUCGAUGCAACGUGUUGCGAGCUUGGAACAUUUGCAAAAACGGUUCCGUGGGGAUGUCCCCCAAGACCGUUAGACUGUGUUCAAUAGAACAUAACAGGACAUGACAAAACAGGACAGUACAGCACACAGUAUAAUACAAGCUUUCUAGGGGUAUUAUUGUUGCACCUUUUUGGGUGGGGGGCAGAUAAUUGCAUUCUUUUGUCCCAUUCACGUCAUCCGGUCUUGGUUCAAUGCAAGACAUAUGUAGUACAAUCUGUUUUGUGUUGUUCUGUUUUGUCAUGUCAUGUGUAGCAAAAAUACAGUCUUGGCAAGGAUUGAAUUCUAAUUUUAACUCAAGUCAUUUUUAUGUGCAGAGGCUCGAUUGGGGAGCCUGAUUUUUGUGUCAAAUAUCAGUUGGUGGUCUAGUAUUUGGAUUGUGCAUAUUUCUUCCUCCAUUGAUGUCUUGUUUAAAAUUGGACAAAUUGAAACACUGAAUGUGAACAAAUUUGAUGGAUUUUAUUUCUUUUGGAUC